This is a messenger RNA of Dermatophagoides pteronyssinus (European house dust mite), 730 nucleotides long. It is a transcript of the gene RpL17, whose product is annotated as ribosomal protein L17. Gene Ontology annotation, molecular function: structural constituent of ribosome. The record is from RefSeq and is a predicted model, not a curated record. Gene Ontology annotation, cellular component: cytosolic large ribosomal subunit; ribosome. Gene Ontology annotation, biological process: cytoplasmic translation. NCBI's taxonomy places the organism in Eukaryota, Metazoa, Arthropoda, Arachnida, Sarcoptiformes, Pyroglyphidae.
UGUGUGUUUGCCAAAUACUCUUUCCUGUCGCAGCCGUGUGUUUGUGUUGUGUGAAAAUUUUUUCGUUGAAAUUUUGGCUAUUUUUUGGUGUUUUUUUUCGUUUUUUGUUUUGUUUUGUUUCAAAAACAUCUAAUCAAUUUGGGAAAAAAUGACUCGUUAUCAAACUGAACCAGAUAAUACAAGUAAAUCAUGUAAAGCACGUGGCAGUAAUCUUCGGGUUCAUUUCAAAAAUACCCGUGAAACAGCACAAGCUAUUAAAAAAAUGCCAUUAAAACGUGCACAACGUUAUUUGAAAAAUGUUAUUCUUCAAAAAGAAAUUGUACCAUUUCGUCGUUUUAAUGGUGGUGUUGGACGUAAAGCACAGAUUAAAGCAUGGACAAUGGCUACACAAGGACGUUGGCCGAAAAAAAGUGCCGAAUUUUUGCUUCAAUUGUUACGCAAUGCUGAAAGUAAUGCCGAUUUUAAAGGAUUAGAUGUCGAACGUUUAGUUAUCGAUCAUAUUAUGGUAAAUCGUGCACCAAAAAUGCGUCGUCGUACAUAUCGUGCACAUGGUCGUAUUAAUCCAUACAUGUCAAGCCCAUGUCAUAUUGAAUUGAUAUUGGCCGAAAAAGAACAAGUGGUAGCCAAAGGACAGGAUGAAGCCGAUCAACCGAAGAAAAAAUUAUCGAAAAAGAAAUUGGCACGACAAAAGCUUAUGAAUCGCGAAUAGAAUGAAUGAAUUUUUUGGCUA